AGGGGAACACGGGGUUCCUUAUCUGAGAAAUCUACCGCCACAGGCAGCACAUCUUCGCUAAAGGGGAAAGUCAUUUAUUAUAACAUUGAAUGACAAGAACAGAAGGGUGGUCUUCUUCCUUCUCCCUCUCUACGCACGACGCCUUCGUUGAAUUUAUUAUCCUGUAUGGUCUUCUCGGGUUUCAUCUUUUCAUCGCCAUCGUCCCGUUCGUUCGACUUGUGAUUAAUUACUAGGCUAGGGUUUCUGCCCAUCAUCGGAGAAGUAGAAGAAGGAGAUAGGGGGAGAGAAAGAGAGAAUCAGGACGGAGAAAGGGGAAUUGGGGAUUUUAGAAAUUAAGGAAAGGUGGACGAUGAAGAGGGAGGGGUGAGGAAUGGUAAAUGUGGUGAGAGGCUUUCUUCUCUUUUUUGGCCGUCCUUUCAUCUGGUGCUAGGGUUUCGGCUUCAUUUCCUCUUUUCUGAUUCGUUAUCGUGGCGCCAUCCACUGGACAUGGUUCAAACAGAUUGGCGUCCAAGGAGUUUGAUUGAAUGGUUACUUGAGCUGCGCUUUCUCGAUCUGGGUUCCGUCGUAGGUUGCUGAAGAGGAGGAAUUCUGGGGCGUGGUUGGAAUUGGUACCUUACCUUUUUCCCCCCUUUUUUUGGCGUCAUUGAGUUUCAUUUUCUUGCCGAAAUCAUCAAAUUAUCGUCCAGCCACGAGUUUCUUCCCCGCGAAGUUUUGGAGGAAGGUGGGAGCAUUCCAUUUUUUUUCCUUUUCCUGUCGGAGUUUGCAGCGGGUUCAGGAAACCUGGAGAUUAGGGAUUGGAGUUUGGGUGGCGUUAGGGUUUCUAGGAGAGGAUAAUGUGUAUACUGUGCGUUGUGCAGAAGUGGUCCCGGCGCAUUGCGACCAUGCUGCCGUGGUUGGUCAUCCCUCUGAUCGGGCUUUGGGCUCUUUCUCAGCUGCUGCCGCCCGCUCUGAGGUUCGAGGUCACGUCCCCUCGAUUGGCUUGCGUUUUGGUUCUGUUGGUUACGUUGUUCUGGUACGAGAUCUUGAUGCCGCAGUUGUCGGCGUGGCGUGCUCGCAGAAGCGCUCGCCUGAGGGAAAAGAGGCGUUUUGAAGCUAUUGAGAUGCAGAAGCUGCGGAAGACGGCGACUCGUAGGUGUAGGAAUUGCCUGACUGCUUACAGGGAGCAGAAUCCCGGUGGGGGUAGGUUCAUGUGUUCUUACUGUGGCCAUGUUUCUAGGAGGCCGGUUCUGGAGAUACCUGGUGGAGUUCUGGGUUGUAAAACCAUGGAGGGGAUCGGCGCAUCAGGUAUUAUGGGCGACCUAGUUGGAAAGGGUGGGAAAAUUUGGAACGGGAAGGUCUGGACGGAACGACAGGGGUGGGGUGGCAGCGGGAACGGGUGGUUCUGCGGCGAUUGGUCGGAAAAUGUAAAUUGGGCAGGAGGAACUUUUCCGGGGAAAUCAAACUACUGGGGAAAGAGCGGCGGCGUCUUUGGUAGUACAUAUCUUAGUGGCGAUGACAGGUGUUUGGCGGAGAAAUCUUAUUCUGGCGUUGCUGUUUUUGGUGGCAGAUUGUUGGGUGUUUCCCUAGUGAGUAUCAGGUGGCUGUGGAGGAAGGUGUUUAGGGUUGGUUCUUCGGGAGAAGAUCCAUCUUCCGACUCAGAUAACAGAGCUAACUUAAGGAAAGGUGAAGGUGGGUUAGGUUUCCAGGAAAGCAAAGGAGAAAAAGCACGCAGGAAGGCUGAGGAGAAGCGGCAGGCUAGGUUAGAGAGAGAAAUGCUAGAAGAGGAAGAAAGGAAGCAGAGGGAGGAAGUGGCCAGACUUGUAGAAGAGAGAAGAAGAUUGCGGGAUGAGAAAACGGAUGCAGAAAAGGAGCAUGUGAAGGGGCCGGGUCUGGAGAAGGAUAGAGACAGUAAGAGGGAGAAGGAGAGCGAAAAGAAGCGGCAUGAGAAAGCCAAAGAUAGAGAUAGGCUUUCCAGUACCGAUAGAAGCAACUCUGAAGGAGAGGAGGUCGAUAAACGGAGUAGCAGGGAAAAUGAGAAGAAGCGUGAGUUUGAUCGAAAGAUUGACGGUGAAAGAAAGGACUCGUCAAAGCAGUCUGCGAGUCAAGCCAUAGAAGUGAAAUCACCUGAAAGCUUCAGGGUUCACGGUUCAGAUACAGGGCAUGGCGGAAAAGGUUCUAAUAAUGCCAGCAAGGUUGGUGCCUCCAGAUACUUUGACCGUAUGAGGGGGUCCUUUUUAUCUUCCUCUAAAGCGCUAGGUGGGAGUGCUCUUACCCCAUUCUUUGGAAGAGGUGUUCAGGCUGGAACUCAAACUCCUGCAACAAAAAUCAGCAAGCCUGGUAGUGGGGAUCAUGUGCACACACAUUCUACUGACUUGCCUGUUCAACAGCCUAAACCUACUUCAACCUCUGUUUGGGAUGGAAUGCUUCCAUCAAGACUUCGUGCUGAGGUCAUUGAUGGCAACUCUGAAACUUCUCCCAAGCGGAUUCCUGCUUGUGCCAAUACCUCGGAGAUGCAUUUGAAUGAAUACAAGACUGGAAGGCCGUCGUCAGGAAAUGGAGAUAGUAAAAGCUCCGGUGUCACGUCUCAAGCAACAGUGCAUGUGGAGCCACAAUCAGGUGCACAGUUGUCAGCCCCAAAGAAAUCAUGGCAGCAUCUCUUUUCAAGGACAAAGACCACAUCUAUGCCGCCUAACACAAAACCUGAUUCACAAGCUAUCCAGGUAGAGUUUGGAGCUUCCCAUUUACCAGAACUGGCCUCACCAACUCACUCACUGCACAAUCAGCAUUCAGUUGGAUUUUCAACACCAGUAACAAUCCCUUCAAUUGCAAGUAGCUCUGUGGGUGGUUGCUCAAUGCCUAAACACACUUUUGAACCUGGUUCUUUUACCCUGGUUGAUCCAGUGCAUGAUCACAUAGUGAAGGGGGAAUCAUUUGAUGACACUGCUUAUAUAACAGAUCCUGUAUCUUUGUCUUUGCUGGGUCCUGUUUCAGAAUCCCUUGACAAUUUCUCUCUAGAUAUCGGCGCAGGAUUUUUAGCUGAUACACCACUAGAAAAAACUCGUACACUCAAGAAAGUGUCCACUACAGCUGAAGUUGUCAGGCCUUCCCCAAUUGAAUCACCUGUCUCUAAGCUUUUGCCUCAAGGAUGUGCUGAUGAGGUGAAUUCCAGUUCUGGCCAGUUUUCAUGUAGCCCAAGGUCAUCUGAUAGUAAUGGCAAUACACAUGAGCAAGGUACGUGGCACAUGUGGGAUACACCACCUAUUGUUCAGGAUGGACUAGGUUUAAUUGGUAGUCCUUCUGCCUGGCUCUUACCAACAUUGAAUAGUAAUCAAGCUAGCCAGGACAUUUUGCACCCUCUACCACAUUCAUCUGUAUUCUCUCAGACACAAUUUGCAGCUGAAGAUCAGUUAGUUCCUUGUUCACAUUCUCCACCGAGCUUUUGCUCCAGUUAUGGUCCAAGGACUGGAGCAUUUGAAUCUGUUGGUCCUAGUUUGAAUGGUGAGGAUCCAUGGCAGCAAAAAUCCAUUUUUCAGCCUCUGCCAGAAGGGGAUGGGCAUUUUUCUCAGCACAAGCAAGAGAGCUUUCUUAAUAAAGAAGUCACUUGUGACACAGCAACCAGACAGGCUGGGAGUCAAACUUUUGAACCAUCUCCAGGUGGUUGGUCCAGGAACAACUGGGUUGUGGAUCAAACUGGAAAUGGUGCUGCGAACGGCCCGCCAAUGAGGCCACACAUCGGAAGCCUUUUUUCUACUCCAGAUGUACAGUCUCUUUGGUCGUAUAAAUAAAACAAGACUGUGACAACUAUGCUCAAAGGCAAGCAGCCUCUUUGAGAGGUGAAGACUGUUUGCUUUGUAUCUUUCAGCAUAUUUCAAUGAAAUUAGAAUAUGCAUAGAUAUCAAA
Nymphaea colorata (pocket water lily) is the source of this 3879-nucleotide messenger RNA. RefSeq lists its product as uncharacterized. The coding region runs from base 834 to 3764 and encodes 976 amino acids. The transcript has 3 exons. The record is from RefSeq and is a predicted model, not a curated record. Lineage: Eukaryota; Viridiplantae; Streptophyta; Magnoliopsida; Nymphaeales; Nymphaeaceae.